CCCGUCGCUAUCGUCUGCGUUGGCAUGGCCGGCUCGGGCAAGACUACAUUCAUGCAGCGCAUUAACGCGCAUCUGCACUCGAAGAAACAGCUACCUUAUGUGAUCAACCUGGACCCCGCGGUACACAGUGUGCCUUUCGACAGCAACAUCGACAUCCGCGACUCGGUAAACUACAAGGAGGUCAUGAAGCAGUACAAUCUAGGGCCUAACGGCGGCAUUCUCACGUCUCUGAACUUGUUCGCGACCAAGAUCGAUCAAAUCCUGGCACUUCUCGAAAAGCGGACUGCACCCCCGCCAGCCCCUACUUCGCCGACCGCCUCUACGCCAACCACACCGCAUAAGCCGAUAAAGCAUAUUCUAGUAGAUACACCUGGUCAGAUCGAGGUAUUUGUCUGGAGUGCGAGCGGCGACAUCCUGCUCAACUCUCUGGCGUCUAGCUUCCCAACUGUCAUUGCCUACAUCAUCGAUACCCCCCGCACGACCUCCACAUCGACUUUCAUGUCGAAUAUGUUGUAUGCAUGCAGUAUUCUCUACAAGACUAAACUUCCAAUGAUCCUCGUAUUCAACAAGACCGAUGCGCAAGACGCGGAAUUCGCAAAGGAGUGGAUGACCGACUUCGAAGCCUUCCAGGACGCGCUGCGGAAAGAAGAAGAAGGUGGUAGUUUUGGCGGAGAAGGGAGUGGUGGAAGCGGCUACCUGGGCUCUCUACUGAACAGCAUGAGUCUAGUGCUAGAAGAAUUUUACCGCCAUCUCAGCGUCGUCGGCGUCUCCUCCAUGACCGGCGACGGCAUUGACGAGUUCUUUGAGAGCGUGCAGCAGAAAAAGGAGGAGUUCGUACGAGACUACCAGCCCGAGUUAGAGCGGAGGCGCGCACAACGCGAAGAUGACAAGAAAAAGCACCGGGAAAAGGAGCUAGGGCGGUUGAUGAAAGACAUGAACGUUACCGGCCCGAAGCCAAGAUCGAAGCCGAGCGAAGAGCCUGAGACAGUCAGUGAUGCUGAGGACUUGGAUGACGAGGAACAAGAGGUUGAGAUGAACGAUGACGAUGACGACGAGACACAGGAGGACGGGCUUGAGCAGCGGUACAAGCAGGCUAUUCGAGACAGUCAUGGGGACGAGGGAGGACCAUCGGGAGACGAUUUCAGCUUCGCCAGGUACAUGCACAAAGCCAGCAUUGGGUGA
Molecule: messenger RNA, 1182 nt
Organism: Mytilinidion resinicola
Lineage: Eukaryota; Fungi; Ascomycota; Dothideomycetes; Mytilinidiales; Mytilinidiaceae
Exons: 1
Molecular function (GO): GTPase activity
Source: RefSeq, a predicted model, not a curated record